UAACAAACACAAACACAAACUAGCCUGCAAUUCGAUGUUCAGUACUUCACAGUGCACACUGCACCACACCACAUUUUUCUCUCUAACUUCUCGUGCAUCAAUAUCAACCACAAGUGCCUUUCGCAUCAUGCGAAUUUUCUCAAGUUCUCGUAGAAAUGAAUUAUUUAUUUGGCUCCAGGAUUCUUUAUAGAAUGAAUCUGUGGCAUCAAAAUAUUGAUGUCAACUUGCAGUUGAAACUUUAGAACUUCUGCAACCUGUUAUAAUAUUUAAAGAGAAUGGCUCUUGUAUCUUAUGUUGAUAUUUUGGAGGUUGUUGGUGAGCUGAAAGAUUUUAAAGCCAAACUUGUUGAAGGAGAAAAAAUAGCUCAGAAAAAUGGCAUUUCCAAGCUGGCUGUUAAUGAGAAUACCAAAGGGGUAUUCGACAUUUCAGCUUCAUGUCAAUCGUUAACGGAGGACACUGCCUUUGAUGUUUCAAUCUCUGUUGUAUGUGAGCCCCGUAUUCUGGAUUGCAAAUGCUCUUGUCUGGAAGGAAAAUCAGGAAAAUGUCAACAUGUUGUAGCAACGCUAAUGCACAUUCAUCGGAGCAAUAUUUCUGCCGAGACUCUCAGUUAUACAGAUCCUGGAAGUAUUGAAUGUGUCAGUAGCAGUAAACCAACCAACCAGCAAAAUGCUGAGGAAACUACCAUUGAGAUGGACACAGAUCCACCGAGAGACGCCAUUCAGACAAAGGAACAGACCACUGAAGAACUUGAUAAAGAGGGACCCGGAAAGCACAUUUCAAACUCUGAUAGCAAUGGUAACAGAGAACUAAGACUGGGACGAGGUCAAAGGAAAGUGGCACCGAAUCCUAAAUAUGUAUCUGAGACUAAAAGAUUUUUAUGCCAAGUGUGUUCAAAAGCAUUUGGAAAGAAAGCACAUUAUGAAGAGCACUUGCGUAGUCACACUGGUGAGAAACCAUUUGUGUGUGAUGUUUGUGGUCAGCGUUAUUCUCAGAAACGAUCACUUGCAAAACACAUGAAUAUCCAUAAGGAGGACAAGGAAGAGAGCCAAACUAAUCCUCCGUUAGGCACUCCUGGAGUUUUGAAACCACUUCCUCUUGUAGAGGAUGGGCUUGUGGAAAGCCAAGCUCCAAAGAAUCCUAGUGAAGAUGUGCGAAAAAGUGACGGUGAAUUCACUUGUGAAAUCUGUGGCAAGCAAUUCAAAAGACUUACUCAUCUUACUCAGCACAAACGGACUCACAUUGAUGAUAAACCUUUCAAAUGUGGUGAAUGUGGUAAAACUUUCAGCCGUGAACGUACAUUUAAAGCACAUAAACAUAAACCUGACGGGAGUCCUGCCUCACCACCAGCGCCUAAGACACGUACCGUAACCACGUGUGAAGUAUGUGGAAAAGAAUUCACUAACCGUGUGCACCAUGAAGAGCAUAUGAGAAGCCACACGGGUGAACGUCCAUUCCAGUGUGUCGUGUGUGGGAAAGGCUUUGCUUCCAAACGUUCACUGCGCAAUCACAGUCAUGUGCGAAAAAGUGAAAGGGACCGUCCUCAUAUGUGCUCUCUGUGUCCUGCAUCAUUCACUACAGCAUUCAUGAGGAAAAUUCAUGAACGAGGGCAUGCAGAUGAAAGACCGUAUGUCUGUUCUGAGUGUGGUAAAGCCUACCGUUCACAGCAUGUGUACCAGGAUCACCUUAAUCAACAUAAAGGCAUCAAGGCUCACACAUGCAAAGAGUGUGAAAAGUCUUUCACUUGGCGCACAUCCUUAUGGGUCCACAUGAAAGAACAUGCUAAAGAAAAGCCGUUUGAAUGCAUUCAGUGCGGAGAAAAGUUUUCUGUACAAUCAGAAUUGAAAGAUCACUGGGUGGUGCAUUUGAAUGACAAGCCCUACCAGUGCUCUGAGUGUGGUUUGGGUUUCAUGCUUGAAGCUGAUCGUGACAAACAUGUUGAAAUUCACAAGCAGUCCCCUUCCUACUCCUGCACAAAAUGUGAUGAGAAGUUUCUCUGGGCUCAUGAUCUCAACAGACACCAGCAAACACAUGCUGAAAAGAAGAGGAGCUUAUGCCCAACAUGUGGUCAAACCUUUUCCAGUAAAGGCCACUUGAAAGUGCACAUGCUAAUACACACUGGAGAAAAACCUUUCGAGUGUGCCACAUGUCACAAAAGAUUCUACACUCGUAGCCUCAUGAGAAAGCAUGAAGUAUUUCAUUCAGAUGAUCGCCCAUUUGAAUGUGUUUUGUGUGGGGACAAAUUUCCUACCCAAGGUAUCUUAAAAGCUCAUGUUAGAACACACACUGGUGAAAAACCUUUUACAUGUGAAAAGUGUGGUAAAUCCUUUCCUCAGAGUUCUUACCUCAAGCGUCACAUGCUUACACAUACAGGAGAGAGACCUCACCCAUGUCCAGAAUGUGACAAUUCAUUCACCUCUCGUUAUGACCUUAAAAUUCAUCUGCGAACUCAUACAGGGGAAAAACCUUAUUCUUGUGAUGAAUGUGAUGAGAAAUUUUACGAACGUGCGCAUUUAACAGCUCACUUGCGAACUCAUACAGGUGAGAAGCCUUAUAUUUGUGAUUUGUGUGGCAAAGGAUUUAAUAGCAGUAACCAUAUUAAAAAACAUUUUGUCCGUAAUCAUCCAAAUGUAGCCCCAUUCAAGUGUACUGACUGCCGAAAAAGAUUUAAGAUGUGUGAGGCAUUACGUAAACAUAGAAAAAGUGCUCAUCUUUCAGGAACAGAAGAGGUAAUUGAUUUGAGUGAAACCAGUAAUGAGGAGCAUAGCCGACAUAGUCAAAGUUCAGACAGUAGGGAUCCACUCAAACGCCUCAUUCGUGAAAGUGAAAUUCUAGAUGAUUCAUCAUUGGAUCCUGAUGAUCCACCAAUCCUCUCUCCAGAGUAUGAGAUAGUGCAUGUAAACCUGGUAGAUUCCUCACAUAUCUUAAAACUCCCUGCUGGGUUUCGAUGUGAAACCGUACAGGUUUAUCAAUCUGACCCUAUGUGUAGUUUUGAAGACAAUGGCGAAUUUGAAGCAGUCACCUUGACUCCUCUACCAGAAGAAAUAGAAGUAUCUGACCCAUCUUCCCCUAUAGUGGUAGAUGUUUAAAAAGGAUUUAGGCCAAUAGCCAAAACUUGAUAAAUAUGACUUUCAUGCAAAACGUUGUGGAUGUAUUGAUGUGAGAGAAUGUUUUGACAUUUAGUGAAUAAACAACUUAAAAAUAACUUUGA
Molecule: messenger RNA, 3208 nt
Organism: Thrips palmi
Lineage: Eukaryota; Metazoa; Arthropoda; Insecta; Thysanoptera; Thripidae
Product: zinc finger protein 791-like
Exons: 5
Coding region: 276-3086 (936 amino acids)
Biological process (GO): regulation of transcription by RNA polymerase II
Cellular component (GO): nucleus
Molecular function (GO): RNA polymerase II transcription regulatory region sequence-specific DNA binding; zinc ion binding; DNA-binding transcription factor activity, RNA polymerase II-specific
Source: RefSeq, a predicted model, not a curated record